CGACGUGACUGUGUGUGUGCGCCCGCGAAAAAACACGACCCUCGAACUUUUCUCUGUUGGAACGCCCCCCCAGUCUCCUACUUCCCCCCUUCUCUCUCUCCUACAGGAGGAAGUUCCCCCCCCUACUCUUAAGGAGACGUCCUUCCAUCCUUCCUUUUUCUCUCUCUUCUCUUCCUCUCUCUCUCUUCUCUUCAACCUCUCCCUCGAGCUUCCCUUAAACACGACAUGAUGGCCGAGACUCACCCCAAAUCCGAGGUGUCGUCCACUGUGACCACCUCGCCGACCUACGCCUCCCCUCAGAAGUCGACGGGAAUCUCUCUGUGCCUCGAGUACUUCAAGACGGCCCCGGGAAUCAUCAAGAUCAUCGAGCUGGUGAUCGGCAUCUUGUGCAUGGCCUGCGCAGCCCCGGCUUGGACAACUGGCACACAUUGGUUCCUGUUCGUUGUCGUCACAGCCUUCGUCUCUACAGCCCUCUGGUGUUUCAUCUACCUUUUGAAUCUCAAGAACGCCAUCAACCUCCCGAUUGACUGGCUCCUCACUGAACUCAUUCUAACAGCUCUCUUUGCGGUGCUUUACAUAAUAGCUAGCAUUGUCCAGAUAAUCAGCUCUGUCACAAGGCCGCGGCCACCCAGUCGCCUGAAACCCUUCUACAUAUUGUCGGGGAUCUUCGGCACCUUCAACCUAAUCGCGUACGGCAUUGGCUCCUUCUACCUGUACCGCGACUGGAAGGACAGCCACCCCCACUCCUCCUUCUCCGGCUCCGUCCUCAAGCGCAAUCCUUAGAGCUCGAGAGGAGGCGAAAUUAGGACAACAAAAUGUGUGGAAGAACAUGUGUGUGCAUGGCUGUGGAUCCCGAUUGACGAGCCAAUGACGUGGGCGCUGAUUUGAUCUCGCCCGCCAUGCAGCACUCGGCUCUGCAUGUGUCGAUGGCGAAGCUCAUAUUAUUAAUUUUUGUUUCUAACACUGUCUGUUAACCAUCCAAUGUAAGGAAUGAACAUCAUGUAGGAGAUCGAGACAUUACAUAUAUGAAAUUAUAAAAGAAACACUUCAGUGGAGAAUAAAGUGUCAUAGUCUGUGGGAAAAAAAAAAUUCAUAUCGUCAAUGCAAGCACUUGAUCUCAAUUGCAUCAAAGUCGUUUGUUUUUUUAUCUUAAAAA
Molecule: messenger RNA, 1156 nt
Organism: Penaeus chinensis
Lineage: Eukaryota; Metazoa; Arthropoda; Malacostraca; Decapoda; Penaeidae
Product: MARVEL domain-containing protein 1-like
Exons: 4
Coding region: 226-783 (185 amino acids)
Cellular component (GO): membrane
Source: RefSeq, a predicted model, not a curated record